Messenger RNA from Prorocentrum cordatum, 666 nucleotides. Lineage: Eukaryota; Dinophyceae; Prorocentrales; Prorocentraceae. The record is from the annotation of a GenBank genome assembly.
AGCCAUCUAGGCGCAAGGGCGCGCUCUGGCUCAAGCGUGCACCACCGACAACCCCAAACACCUUCCUGGUGAGUGCCUCGAGGCUCUACCAGUGAGAUGAGCACCAAGGACGAGAAGCGCUUCACCCAGAAUCUCGAUUUCGUGAACGCACAGUACCCGCAUAUGGACGACCCGCGCUUCCUAUCGAUCACGAACCAGAUGACCCACUGUCUCCUGCGCUUCGUGCAGUUCUGCCGCUGCGCCCGCGAGCUCGGCGAGGAAGACACGCGCUGCAAGUAUCAGUACUUCCGGGCCCAGUGCGCGUGCCCCGAGUCUCAGAUGGAGGACUGGAUGGAGCACCGCGCGCGCGGCUCGUGCCACAUGGACGUGCUGCCGGACCGUAGCACAGCGCAUGCCCGCCAGUGAGUGUUGCAGCCUGUCGGCCGCAUGGGACGGAGGGAGAGGGCGACGACCGAGUUGUUUAAAAGUCGAGCAACCCAGCGAGAUGUUGAGCAAGGGGUCAGUUUGGCAGGAGCCUCGUCCUAGCGGUAGAACCUGCUCUAAGGGAAUCGCGAUUCGUAUGUCUGAGCCGUAGGGACGGAGUACGCGCGCAGCGCAUAUUCAUAUUCAGUUCGAAAUUCUUUGCACAUGGGCAUGUUUGUACAGUCAGUGCGUUGGGAUAAGGGG